This is a messenger RNA of Corticium candelabrum, 1236 nucleotides long. RefSeq lists its product as uncharacterized. Lineage: Eukaryota; Metazoa; Porifera; Homoscleromorpha; Homosclerophorida; Plakinidae. Bases 1 to 1236 code for a protein of 411 amino acids. The record is from RefSeq and is a predicted model, not a curated record. The transcript is spliced from 2 exons.
AUGUACGGUCAUAAGCGUCCUCCUAAGCAGAGGGCUGCUGAUCAGAGGAGCUUGGCAGAAAUGUUUCAGCCAGCGAAGAGAGUAUCCCAGGAGUGUAGAGAUGCGGCCACUAGUACAAGUGUUAACUGUAUCUCGGACGACAGUCAAAGUGGGGUUGCUGCUGGUGAGGACGAUGACAGUGUGCAGACAGUAAGUGACGGAGUUGGUAAUAUGAAGUCUGGAGGUGGUAGUCAGGACGUGGUUGCGACAACUGCAGAGGUUGUUAGUGAUAGUGACCAUGGAUCAUUCUUGGAGGCUGUAGCUACAGCCAUGGAAGGAAAGCACUCAGUGAUGAGGACAAGGAAGUAUGUUGAUAAGCGCAGGAAGAGUGGCUACUCAGAGAGAUUUGUCCAGAAAAAGUGGUUUGACCAAUUUGAUUGGCUAGGAUACUAUGGCAAACGCAAGGAAGAAGGCCUCUUUUGUUUGCCCUGCGUAUUAUUUCCUACCGUUUAUCGAGAGGGAUCAUGCCGUGGUGAUAAUUUUGUUGUCCGUCUUCACAGGGAUUGGAAGAAUCUUAUUGCUGAUGCUGCUGAGCAUGAAUCUACCCAGUACCACAGAAAUGCUGCUGCCAAGUUGCUGGCAUUUCUUAGUACUGACAAGCACCCUUCUGAGAGGAUAUACCUGAUGCAGUCUCAAGCAGCUACAGAAAGGGUAUCUGCCAAUCGUUGUAUACUGUUGUCUGUUCUGAGGUGUUUAGAACUAGCUGCACGUGAAGGUGUAGCGCUGCGCGGUCACCGUGAUGACCUUACAUAUGAUCAAUCACCUCAAGGUAACUUCAUGGCGUUUGUGAAGUUUGCUAUCGAUUCUGGCGAUAUUGUCCUGAAGGAGCACCUUGAGCGUUGUUCUCGUAAUGCCACCUACAUGUCGAAAACUACCCAGAAUGACCUCAUGAAAUUGAUGGCAGAUGACAUAAUUCAGCAAAUAGUGGAUAAUGUAAAAAGUAGUCCCUUUUUUGCUGUGCUGGCAGAUGAAGUAAGAGAUGUAAGUGGGUGGGAGCAGUUGGCAGUGUCUCUUAGAUACAUGAAGGACAACAAGGCAGAAGAGAAGUUGAUUAAGUUCAUUGCUUGCAGCUCUGGGACAGGUAGUAGCAUCUGUGCUGAGAUACGGAAUGCCUUGAAGAAGCUUGGUCUUGAUGAAACACGUUGUCGAGCCCAGGCCUAUGAUGGUGUUGGUGCUAUGUCUGGCCACCUUAAUUAA